This is a messenger RNA of Spodoptera littoralis (African cotton leafworm), 825 nucleotides long. NCBI's taxonomy places the organism in Eukaryota, Metazoa, Arthropoda, Insecta, Lepidoptera, Noctuidae. The record is from the annotation of a GenBank genome assembly.
AUGGCUGCUCAGCUCUUCAACAGAAUCGGUCAAAUGGGCCUGGGUGUGGCGCUGGUUGGAGGUGUCGUGAAUUCUGCACUUUACAAUGUUGAUGGUGGUCACAGGGCCGUGAUCUUCGACAGGUUUGCUGGUGUCAAAAAUUUGGUGGUUGGUGAGGGUACUCACUUCUUUGUUCCGUGGGUACAGAGACCUAUCAUCUUCGACAUUCGAUCACGCCCUAGAAACGUUCCUACUGUCACUGGAAGUAAAGAUCUCCAAAAUGUGAAUAUCACACUCCGUAUCCUGUUCAGACCAAUUCCUGACCAGCUACCCAAAAUUUACACUAUUCUCGGUGUAGACUAUGAUGAGAGAGUGCUGCCAUCUAUUACUUCUGAAGUUUUGAAGGCUGUUGUCGCACAGUUUGAUGCUGGAGAGCUCAUCACACAGAGAGAGGUUGUAUCACAAAAAGUGAACGAGAGUUUGACUGAAAGAGCAGCACAGUUCGGCCUCAUCUUAGACGACAUUUCAAUUACACACUUGACAUUCGGCAAGGAGUUCACACAAGCCGUCGAGUUGAAACAGGUCGCACAACAAGAGGCCGAGAAGGCGAGAUUCCUCGUAGAAAAGGCUGAACAACAGAAAAAAGCUGCUGUCAUUGCCGCUGAAGGUGACGCCCAAGCUGCCGUUCUCCUCGCCAAAUCCUUCGGCUCAGCUGGUGAAGGUUUAGUCGAACUCCGUCGUAUUGAAGCCGCUGAAGAUAUCGCCUACCAACUAUCUAAAUCCCGCAACGUUACUUACCUACCACAGGGCCAGAAUGUUCUUUUAAAUCUUCCCACACAGAACUAA